CCAAUCAACAGGCUCUGGAGUUCUGGGAAAGGGUAGACCAGGGACUGUGCUUAACCCAUUCCCUUACCCCACUCGCCACCCCCAUUCUUCUGUCUUCACCUGGUUUUUGUGAUCAGAACUGAGAGGUACAAAGCCCAGUUCACCCAUGGACAAGGAAGAUCUUACCCUGCUUCUGCCCCCCAGGACCCUGGAGGCCCUGGCAGAUUCCUGGUUACGGGAGGACUGCCCUGGCUUUGACUAUGCAGCCCUGGUGGCCAAAGCAGCUCCUUCCCAAGCUGUCCUGUGGGCUAAGUCCCCUGGAGUACUGGCGGGGAAGCCGUUCUUUGAUGCCAUCUUCUCCCGGCUAGACUGCCAGGUGACCUGGUUCCUCCCUGAAGGCUCUCACCUGGUGCCGGUGGCCCGAGUGGCCGAAGUCCGGGGCCCCGCUCACCGUCUGCUCCUGGGUGAGCGGGUGGCCCUCAAUGCCCUGGCCCGAUGCAGUGGGGUGGCCAGUGCCGCUGCAGCCGCCGUGGAAACGGCCCGGGACGCUGGCUGGACCGGGCAUGUGGCCGGGACCAGGAAGACCACUCCCGGCUUCCGACUGGUAGAGAAGUACGGGCUGCUGGUGGGGGGUGCAGUGGCCCACCGCUAUGACCUGGGGGGUCUCGUGAUGGUGAAGGACAACCACAUCAUGGCAGCUGGUGGUGUGGAAGAGGCUGUUCAAAGAGCUCGGAGGGCUGGAGACUUUGCCCUGAAGCUGGAGGUUGAGUGUAGUAGCCUACAAGAGGCCCUGAAGGCUGCCCAGGCAGGUGCUGAUCUUGUUCUGCUGGACAACUUCUCCCCGGAGGCACUGCACCCCACAGCAGCAGCGGUGAAGGCUAAGUUUCCACAGGUUGGGGUGGAGGCAAGUGGGGGCAUCACCUUGAACAAUCUUCCUCAGUUCUGCGGGCCUCAUAUCGAUGUCAUCUCUCUGGGGGCCUUGACUCAGGCAGCUUCUGUGGUUGACUUCUCCCUGAAGCUGUUUGCAGAAAGUAGUGAGACCCUGAAGCCUAGAUUUCAGUGAGCCGGAAAAUGAAUAGAGGGCAGCUAGGUGGCGCAGUGGAUAAAGCACUGGCCUUGGAUUCAGGAGGACCUGAGUUCAAAUCCAGCAUCAGACACUUGACACUAGCCGUGUGACCUUGGGCAAGUCACUUAACCCUCAUUGCCCCACAAAAAUUAAAAAAAGAAAGUGCCAUGUCGAAAAUGAAUAAAGAAGAGGGUAAUAAACUGGCUUAUCUUUACGGCUCAAA
Dromiciops gliroides (monito del monte) is the source of this 1268-nucleotide messenger RNA. RefSeq names its product quinolinate phosphoribosyltransferase (gene QPRT). The record is from RefSeq and is a predicted model, not a curated record. Bases 146 to 1042 code for a protein of 298 amino acids. Gene Ontology annotation, cellular component: cytoplasm. Lineage: Eukaryota; Metazoa; Chordata; Mammalia; Microbiotheria; Microbiotheriidae. The transcript is spliced from 4 exons. Gene Ontology annotation, molecular function: nicotinate-nucleotide diphosphorylase (carboxylating) activity. Gene Ontology annotation, biological process: quinolinate catabolic process; NAD+ biosynthetic process.